This is a messenger RNA of Penicillium cosmopolitanum, 1056 nucleotides long. Its product is annotated as D-mandelate dehydrogenase-like dehydrogenase. Gene Ontology annotation, molecular function: NAD binding; hydroxypyruvate reductase [NAD(P)H] activity; glyoxylate reductase (NADPH) activity. The transcript is spliced from 5 exons. The record is from RefSeq and is a predicted model, not a curated record. Gene Ontology annotation, cellular component: cytosol. NCBI's taxonomy places the organism in Eukaryota, Fungi, Ascomycota, Eurotiomycetes, Eurotiales, Aspergillaceae. The coding region runs from base 1 to 1056 and encodes 351 amino acids.
AUGGCGUCUACAAAGCCGACCGUCCUCCACCUUGGAGAUCCUAUUGAGUUUAAUAGAGAUUUAUAUGCUCAAAUUGCCAAUGAUUUUACAGUGAUUCGACCCUCGCUAGAGGAAAGACAGCGGGAGGUCUUCUUGAAGGCUCUCAGAGAAAAGAAAUGGGGGGGACUUUCAGGCCGUUUUCCGUCCAUUUUGGAACAGUGGAGGGGAAAUGGGACGAUGGGAUGCAGAAUUGAUCCCACUUCUGCCGUCGUCGAUGAAGGUGCUGGCUAUGACUGGAUGGAUGUCGAUAUUUUGGCCGAGCAUGGCAUCAUAUAUUGCAAUGGCGCACAGGCUUCAAGCGAGGCCGUGGCAGACAUGGUACAGCUUCCGUCUAAUUCUCGGAUUUUCGGACCUAGUCCCAUCCCAAUAUUAACAUUAAUGCAGGCCAUUUUCCAUAUCAUCUCGGUCUUUCGAAAUAUGCAGUGGUCUAUGGAUGGUGCCCGUUCUGGCGACCCUAAGCUCUGGCUCGAGGCCCACCAAAAUACAGCAGCUACUGCGCACAACCCAAACACCCAAACCCUGGGAAUAAUUGGAUUGGGAAAUAUCGGCUACACGAUCGCACGCAAGGCUUACGCCUGCUUCGGGAUGAAGAUCUACUACCAAGAUCUCUAUCGCAAAUCGAAAGAGCAAGAAGAAGCCGUCAACGCGUCGUUUUGUGAAACUCUGAACGAGCUACUGACCGUCUCAGACUGUGUUGUCUUGGCAACCCCGUUCGGUGGUUCAAAGCUCAUCACUAAGGAAACACUAGCAAGAUUCAAAAAGGGAUCCAAAUUCGUCAAUAUCGCACGCGGCUCACUUGUUGAUGAAACUGCUCUGGUUGAUGCUCUAAAGUCCGGACAUCUGUCCGCCGCGGGCUUGAUGUUCAUGAGAACGAGCCAAACAUUAACCGCUCACACAGCUGGAGGGGCAGCUGAGACUCAAAUCGGAUUCGAGAGGCUUUCUAUGGAGAACAUUCAACGAGUGCUAACCGGACAAGAGGCGUUGACUCCGGUCAACAAGCACUUGAUGAAGAAAUAG